AUGAAUGACCCAUUGGAUUCGCUCUCGAAUGACGAAUUCGAGUUCAUUGAGACCUUUGAUGAAGAUUCAGAGGACCGAGACGACCAGUGGAGCAUGCAACAAAGCAUCAAAAUCGAGCCGAUUUCGAUCCAGAUGCCAAACACGAUUCAAUCUGAACGUGCUCCAUCUCCAGUUGGAACAAGAGCACCAGAAUCUCUUUCCGACCCUGAUCGGACUCCAGAAGCUUCUCUUAUCGAGAGUCCACUUCUGACACAAUCAUUGAAGGAAAUUACUCCAAUGCAUACUCCAAUUGCUUCUCUCGUCGAUCCAAUGUCCACUGCCGUUCCAACUCUUCAGAAUAUGUCGCUCGUCUCUGAGUCAGAAUGUUCCAAUAACUCUUCGCUUGUCAAUGUUGCUGAUGUGGAAUCAACGGAAGUUGCACUACGAACUUCUCUUCUUCUCGUUGGGGAGCUGAAGGCACAGUUGAAUGCACAAGCUUCGACUCUUCAGAAGCUCAACUCGUCUUCGAACCUAGAAGAAAAUAGAAAGUUAUCAGAUCAAAUGAAAGACGAAUUCCAAUUGAAAAUGCAAGAAUCAGCUGCUAGCGUCGAGAAAGUUAUCGCAGAGAAAGAUUUGGCUAUCGAGCAACUCAAAGUGCAAUUGGCACAGAGCCAGCAGGUGGCUCAGCUGUGGAAGCAAGGUGCUGAGAAGAACAGCAAUGCAUCGUACAGCGAUUCGAAGACAGUUAUCGACAGACUUCUGGAGGAAAACUCGAGAUUGAGAAAUCAAGUUGACGAGGAAGUCGCUCGUCGUCUCCAAGAGACUGACCAUCGUAAAAUGCUCGCUGAACAAUUAAAAGAAGCAAGAGGGGGAUCCACAUUCGACCCGCCAGCCACAAUGAUUGCUCGUCAAUUGGCAGAUAGAACCGAAUAUUCAUUGAGACUUGAACAAGAAUUGGUCACUGUAAGACAGGAAUUGGAAGAGGCUAAGAAUGCGUUGAAGAAAGCCACCGAGGAAUCUAGUAACAAGGAUCAGAUCGUUAGUGCACUGCAUGAGGAUCAACAAGAGAGUACCAGAAUGCUCGUAUCGAAUGAGCAGCUCAUCAACAGUUUGAAACAGAAGUGCCGUCAACUUGGAGUCUUGGAGGAUUUCGCCUCUUGA
Messenger RNA from Caenorhabditis remanei, 1140 nucleotides. RefSeq lists its product as uncharacterized. The record is from RefSeq and is a predicted model, not a curated record. NCBI's taxonomy places the organism in Eukaryota, Metazoa, Nematoda, Chromadorea, Rhabditida, Rhabditidae. The transcript has 4 exons. The coding region runs from base 1 to 1140 and encodes 379 amino acids.